Molecule: messenger RNA, 1877 nt
Organism: Gaeumannomyces tritici R3-111a-1
Lineage: Eukaryota; Fungi; Ascomycota; Sordariomycetes; Magnaporthales; Magnaporthaceae
Product: amino-acid transporter Arg-13
Exons: 2
Coding region: 389-1399 (336 amino acids)
Biological process (GO): mitochondrial L-ornithine transmembrane transport
Molecular function (GO): L-ornithine transmembrane transporter activity
Source: RefSeq, a predicted model, not a curated record
AAAGCAUUUGAUCUGAUAACUCAAAACCGAGGUUUCCGCCACAGGCCCAGAAAAAAAAAAGCGGUAACUGGCAGCCGGCCGGGCUCUGCGCUGGUUGCCCGCAGAAAAAAAUAACUCUCAAGCACCUACCCAGGAAACUCUCUCUCUUCGGGACUGGUAUAAACUGCCGCCCCAGCCCAUCCCUGAACCCUCAAAAGUGGGUAGAUUACCCAUCCUCGUUUCCUACCAUGCUCCCCGAGCUUUCCUCCCAGGUCACUACAGACCCUUAGCCGCCGCCGGGCACUCUAGCUUCCGCUAGAGCGGGCCUUUAUGGUCCCAGCUGGAGACCCAACCCAUCUCGCGCUCUGACUUUCCCUCUGCUUCUGGCAGCACUCUCGUCCCCCCCGCCAUGGCAUCCUCCUCCUCGCUCAAAGUCGAAGCGCACAUGCCUGCCGAGCUACCUGCGCUUCAGGCGCCCCGACGCACAGCGGCUGUCGAGGCCGUUGAGGACAUGCUCUACGGCUCCAUUGCCGGCAUCGUGGGAAAGUACAUCGAGUACCCGUUCGACACGGUCAAGGUCCGGCUCCAGUCGCAGCCAGACCACCUUCCGCUCCGGUACACGGGACCCCUGGACUGCAUCCGCCAGUCCCUGCGCGCGGAUGGCGUGCUCGGGAUGUACCGCGGCAUUACCGCCCCCCUCGUCGGGGCCGCCGUCGAGACGAGCAGCCUCUUCUUCCUUGAGCGCAUCGGGAGGGAGCUCAUAUACAGGUCGGGCUACAGCCCCAGGGGGGCGGAGCUGCCGCUGCCGGCGCUGUGGCUCACGGGGGCCUUCUCUGGCGCCUUCACGUCCUUCCUGCUCACGCCCAUCGAGCUGGUGAAGUGCAAGAUCCAGGUCCCCGCGACCGAAGCCGGGGCCGCCGCAACCCCGCCGAUGAAGCCGCUCGCCGUCGUGAGGAAUGUCUUCCGCCACGAGGGCCUCGCCGGCUUCUGGCACGGCCAGAUGGGCACCCUGAUCCGGGAAGCCGGGGGCAGCGCCGCCUGGUUCGGCAGCAAGGAGACGACGAGCAAGAUGAUGCGCGACUUCAACCUGCGCGCCGCCAAGACGGAGGCCGAGAGGGAGUCCAUCAGCGCCAGGCCGCUGCCCUUGUGGCAGCAGGCGGUGGCGGGGGCCUCGGCCGGAAUGUCGUACAACUUCCUCUUCUUCCCGGCCGACACCGUCAAGUCGAGGAUGCAGACUAUCGCCAUCGGCCAGUCGGCCGCCAAAAGGACCUUUUGGAAAGAGUCUGUUGCCCUUUGGAACCAGGCCGGCAUCAAGGGCUUCUACCGAGGCUGUGGCAUCACGGUCGCACGUGCCGCCCCCAGCUCAGCCUUCAUCUUUAUGGUGUACGACGGUAUGAAGACGUAUAUUCCAAUAUCUUGACUAGUGGACCUACGGAGCUCGGUGCCUAGCCCAUCUUGUCUAGGUCGUUGGCCGCCCUCAGGCUCACCCGGUAUCGGCAGUCUGGCGGCUGAGCCUAGAGCUACAUGAUCUCUAGAAAUACGAACAAGACUGGAUGGAGUGUUGGGGUUAAAAUGUGGCGUUUGAGAUUUCUCAGGGGUUCAGCUCAUUUCUGGACCCAUUACUGGAUAGACAAGAGCCCUAGUGGGGCACCGCAUCGGGAUAGACGGCGCAAGACAGGCAAUUUCUGUGAUUUCUGCUACUGUUUCUAGUUCCUGGAUUUCUGGUUAUAGAUAGGCUCAGUGCGUGAUGAGAGAGUUGGCGAAGUCAUGAGACUUGCAGAUCCCAUGGCCCAAUCGAAAGACCCUGACAUGUUUCCAAUGAUCCUUGUACAUAAAAUGUUCUAACUAGCAUUACUAGUCCUUGGAAACCUCCUUAUCCUUUAGAUCCCAAUCGUUCA